AUAUGAUGUUGUUUUACAAAAAUAGUUUUUGAAUUUAUACAGUUUAAAACAGAAGCUUAACCUCUGUCGUGUUUUAGUCGAGAUAGUCUUGUAGGUUGCAUGUGAAUUGACCAAAAUUGUCAUUUAUAUACAAUUUUCCAAAAUUUUGCGAAGUGUGCAGAACGUAUAAAUUUGACAUUUCGGUACAUGUAUGGCUGAUGAUAGGGAAGUACUGAGAAUAUUAUGGGAUGGACGAAUCCCUGUGUGUUUUACAUUAAAUGCAGACGAAGUGGUUGCGUUGGAGGAGCCAGAACCGUUUUAUGUAAGUUUAAAGUUUUUGCGGUCCGGCAUUAUUGCAAAAUCAGUAAUCACAGAAUACUCCGAUCGAGUUCCAUGUUUAUACCAUGUAUGGCAUUUCCAAAAAGGCAAGUUGCCAAGUUCCAAAUUACGCUUUACUUCUUGAGAAAGUAAUAUUAGGUUCCAGUUUUCGUCAACAUUUAAUACACAAUUAAUCAAAUAUUAUAUAGUUCAGCCUGUGGAAAAAAAUCAAAAUUGAGGUUAGCAAAAAAAUGGCAUCAUGCCAACCUAAAUAAAUCUGAACAAUGUCGGCACCUCUUGCCAUUUCUCAAAUGGUAUCCUACAUAGUCAAAUGCCGACAUCGUUUUCAAGGGCUGCAAUCUUGCACUACCUGACUUUCAUACUGAAUGUCUGGUCAAACUACAGAACUGAACUAACAAAUAAGUUAGUAAUCACUAAGGGGGGAAUUGGGGAUCUGCCCCCCCCCAGUUUUCUUCAAGACGAGUUUUGUAAUUCUUUUAAAACUGAAGAAAAACUUGUCUACUACAUGAAAUGUACCAAAUCUGUGGCUUUCAGAUUAUGAUAAAACAUGUCUAAUUAAAAUGCAUGAAAUAGUGUUUACAGACCCUAAAACUAGAAAAAUUUUCUGGAGGACCAUGCCUCUAGACGAACGGACGAUUGGACCCCCCCCCACUUGUUGGGGCUGGCUACGCCCCUGCUUGGUUGCUUAUCCUAAGAUUUCUAAGUAUCAAAGUUACCCAUGGUGAAAGCACCAGGAAAAAAUAAGGAUUGAACUAGCAGAAUAAUUGUUGGUACUUAUUUUCCAUUGCCAGUUACUUCUGCCAAGAGUGAGUUAUCUUCCUGUGGUCACGGAUAAAGUCACCAAACAUUUUCAACGUGCUAUCAAGCCAGAUAUGAAUACCAGUAGUAUUUGGUUUGAUUUUAAUGGACAGCCUCUUAAAUGGUAAUUUUAUAGCCAGUUAAUUCAAUGUGCAGUACAUAUCAUUUCAAUGUGGCAAACAUAAAAGGAUAGAGUAGCCUGGUUACCCCCCCUCUGAAAUAUUUCAAGCAUACACGCAGACCCCUCUAAUGUCUCUUCAAACCACCCCACAGAAAAUGUCAGCAUCAACCACUAUGUGAAUUUGUUACCCAAAUUUUAAUGAUUUAUGGAACAAAAAAAUUGCAGCAUCCUACAAUUUGACAGUUUACACUUCCUAGAAAUUGCAUUUUCACACUGCCUGCCCCCCCCCCCUGAAAAAUGUUAUGCAUCCCCUUGAAAAACUGUACACGCGCCUCCUAAAAAAAUUAAACAUUAAUUCACAGCCCCUGCAUUAACCAUUUAAGUGGCAAUGCACCCACUUUAUUAUUUUAUUCUGUCUGAUGCCGGACUAUUUUACUCACCAAAGUGAGAGUGCUGUGACUCAAUGGGUUAGUCAAUAUACAUCCACAAUGUUUUAGGGCCCAGUUACAUCAGGCCUUUAGACACUGACAAUCCGAUUGUGAAUUAUUACAAUUUCACAUAAUAUAAUAAGAGCUGCCAAGUCUCACGGUUUACCCGUGGGCUCAUUUUUUUAUUACAUUGUACUCAUGCAUAUAUGGCAAUCUGGUUCCCCUAACAUGCCCGGUCAACAAUAAUAUAAAGUCAACAAUUUAUACAUAAUUUGAUUAAAAUUUUUCAGUAUGAAAUAUUGUCUGUGCUACUCUGUCUGGCUAUAUGAUCAGUAUGUAUUAAAUAACAUAGAUAUCACUAUUAUCACAUAUAUCGCUGUCAGGGGGGGGGGGGGUAUGAACUACAAACUAAAGGCCCCCAACAACCUCCAGGUUUUUAAUCAUCUGAACUUGGCAGCUCUGUAUAAUUAUCUGAUUAUCCGACAGGCAUUAUCCGAUUGGUGUAUUGUUUGACUUGUAUGGAUCAAAUAAGUCACUUCCAUGGAAUAUUACAGUUCAUUUUGAGGUAAAAUAAUAUGACUUCAAAAUCUCAGAUUUAAUUCUGUUCUGAAUAAAAUAUUAUAAUUACACUAUAUGUGCCAAUGUUUCCAACAGGACUUUCCAGAAGAUGAGGUAAUUCGAUGCGAAAGCAAAGAGGUUGUAGAAUCAUAUUUCAUGUCUGCUGUGAAAGAGGUAUGCACACAGAACAAAAAAGUCACUGGAAUAUAAAGGGUUAGACCAGAAUAGGAUUAAAUGGAAAACUGGAAAUGACUUAAUGUAAUAGUCUUCAUUAGAAUGGAAGGGAAUAGAAAACAUUGCAAUGAAACAUUACACUGGAUUGUAUGGAAUAGAGCUGAGUAAAAUAGAUUAUAAUAGAGUAGAAUAGAAUAUAUAAUAGAAUCUUAGAAUGAAGUGGAGUAAAAUAGCAUGGAAUGCAAUAGAAUAGAAUGGAAUGGAAGGCAGUAGAAUAGAAUGGAAUAGAAUGCAAUAGAAUGGAGUGAAAUUGAAUGCAAUGUAGUAGAAUAGAAUGGAAUGGAACGGAGCAGAACAGAAUAGAAUGGAAUAGAAUGAGGUUGAAUGCAAUAGCAUUUAAAGUAGAAUAGAAUAGGAUGGAAUAGAAUGGAUAGAAUAGAAUAGAAUGGAAUGGAAUGGAGUAUGAUAGGAUGGAAUGCAAUAGAAUAAAAUAGAGUAUAAUAGGAUGGGAAUGGAUGCAAUAGAACAGAAUGGAAUGGAGUAGAAUAGAAUAGAAUGGAAUGGAAUGAUUGAAAUGAAAUCAUUAUUUUUUAAGGCUGACUCUCUGAAACACAAAUCACAGAUCAUUAAUUCCAUGCAAAAGAAAGACCAUAAACAACUAUGGCUUGGUUUGAAUAAUGGUAACACAAUAAUUAUUGCACUAUCUGUGCACCACUUAUGUAUUCUCAGGGAGCAUGUUUUAAGUACUGUUUAAUAAACGAGCAGGAGUGUUUUAUUAGGUUUAAAGCCACGAGCGUGCAGGGCAAGUGGCUUUAGACCUAAUAAAACACGACCUGCGAGUUUAUUAAACAGCUUCAAACACGACUACAAAUUCAAUAGAUGUACUGCCUUAUUAGUAGUCUUUAUAUAAAGAAUAGAGAGUUUGAGCAAGACAACGAAGUACGAAGACGAAGGCAUACUUGACAAUUUUUGCCGCCUGCACAUUAUCUUGCGCAUACUGAGUUGGACGUCACUGGUGGUUGCUCAACGUGUCUUCCCAUGUGUCGCUGUAAUACUGACCAUAAUUUUUGCCCUGAUCCAGAAAGGAACAACGAGACAUGAAACUAUAUCCCGUCUUUGUCCUUCUGCCUUCGUGCAGAACGAAGUUCACAACGAAUUUUGCCAAAAUAUUCGUUGUGAACGAAGGCAGAAGAACGAAGACGGGAUAUGGAUUCAUGUCUCGCUGUUUUAUCCUGAUCAGGGUAACGAUUUGAGUCAGCAUUCAGCAAACAGCUAGACAUGAAUCUCUAAUUUGUCUUCACUCCUGACCCUAAACUCAGAAUGCGCAAGAUAAUGUGCAAGACAGGCAAAAAUUGUCAACCACAUUGUCCUCGUCCAACUUCGUUCUCUUGCUCAAACUCUCUGAUACUAAUGAGGACACAACUACAAUAGAUACUGCCUUAUUAGUAUUCUUUAUAUAAAGAAUUAUGGUUGACAUGAUUUGCCAAUAAGCUUAUGAAUUAUUAAUGAGUGUUUGAAAUCAUCUACAUUUCCAAUACCCAAGUAAUUGAUUUACCAAAAUUUUAGACAAAUUUGAGCAGUUCUGGUCCGUUAAUAAAAGACUUAUGGAAAGAUCUGGAGAUGAAUUGUUCAAACAUAUUCCGUUCAGAAUUCAUCAGGUAUAUCAAUGAAGAUUAAAUAUUACCAAAAUAUAUUUUACGGAAGGAUUUGACCAAUAUGUAAACAAAAUAUUUGUGUUACUUUAGUGUGACAAACUAUUCAUGCAGAAGCUUGCAAAGCCAGUUAAUGAAGCAGGUUUGUGUUAAGGCUUAAGUAAAGUACAAUUCAUGGGCCUGAGUACCUGACAACUGACAUUUAACGAGACGUUAUGUGCAGCAUACAGAACAUGACAUUUUUACUAUUUCAUAACCAACAUAAUGUCAACUAAUUCAUAUGUUAAAAAAAUCAUUCUCCGUUAUUCAGAGAAUGAUUUUUUAAACAUAUAUAUUAGUUGACAUUAUGUUGGUUAUGAAAUAGUAAAAAAGAUUAGACUUUGACUUGACUACCGUUACUUCUACUAGAUAGAUUUCAAUACCGUUACUUCUCACAGAGCAUAGCCAAUCGAAGGGAAGAUGGCUGUGAAACUCAUUAGAAUAACAAUUCUAACUCAUUAUCUAUGUUAGCUACUCGACGUUUAUUCAUAAAUAUGGUCCUUCACCGUCACAUAUUGUAUUUUUGCCAAAUCCACCAAUAGCAAUUUCCAAUUUACCCUAUUGUUCGAGUCACAGAUAGGCAACUUUCCUAAAACAUUGCUAUUGGUUAGUUGGGCAAAAAUACACGGCGCACGUCACUGACGGUGAAGGACCAGAUUUAUGAAUAAACGUUGACUAACAUAGAUAAUGAGUUAAUAUAUUAUAGAGGCGUAGUGCGCAUUUGAUUGGCUAAUCAGGUAGAAUAAAUGCAUCUGAUUGCACAGGAAAAAUUUUAAAUUUCCAUUGAUGGGUUUUUGAAUGUUUUUUAAAGAUCUACCAUGUAUACUAUCAAUGUAUAAAAACUCAACUCUUACCAUUAUUGGUCAUUGUAGAUUUCCCAUAUGGUAAAUUGUUAAAAACCAUGAUGUUUGAUGUAAUAUAUGAACAACGAGAGCAAGUGUUUCACCGGGAUAUCCAAACACGAGAAAACAAUGUAUGAAAACACGAGCGCGAAGCGCGAGUGUUUUCAUACAUUGUUUUCGAGUGUUUGGAUAUCCCGGUGAGACACGAGCUCGAGUUGUUUAUAUGGCUUCUCAAAUGAAUCGAGACGUAACAAAAUGAUGUCAUUUUCUGAUUUGAAUAGAAUUCUUAACCAAGCAUAACGUAAUUAGGAAUUCUAUUCAAGUAAUUUUGCAUGCGUAAUUAAAAUAUUUGAUGAAAACACUAGUGACUUUCAUCAAGUUUCACCGGGUUAUCCAAAUGGCAUCUUGUGAUCAAAUAGGUGAUUAUCAUUGGCUGAAUUGCUCAUGAAUUAUUAAUGAAUUUGAGAAAUUUAACAGUAAUGGUAUUUUCCUGUGCACAGGAAAAAAUAAAGUACCAUUAUUGGUAAAUAUUAAACAUGAUAAUUUUUACUAAUUUACCAUAUAGGAAAUCUAUAAUAACCAAUAAUGUAAGAGUUCAGUUUUACAUUCAAAACUGCAUCUGAUUGGUUAAUUGGGUAGAAUAAAUGAAUCUGAUUGGUUAAUUGGGUAGAAAAAUGCAUCUGAUUGGUUAAUUGGGUAGAAUAAAUGCAUGUGAUUGGUUAAUGGUACGGUAGUGGAAGUCAAAAUAUGAGCCUGUCCAUUAUUAUCAUUGGAAGCGUUAUUUCCGCCACAUUCAUUUUCUUAGCUUGUCGUUUCGUUUUCUUACCUUAGUCUGUCAAAAUAUGAUGGUCUGUUAGAAACAUAACACACUGACUCCGACAAAAACAUUACACAAUGACUCCUGUUUAGUUCGCAUACCGUCAUAUCUUGAUAGACUAAGGUUUCGCCAAAGUAUCAGUAACAUAAAAUUGCAGAUCGGGCCAUAGACUUGGUCUCAUACUUUCGCGCCUUUUUUCACCACUCGCGUUCAUCAUUAUUUUCAAUUCCUUGGCAAGACGGACUUGAAACAAGUCUAUUUGAAGCUUAUUCCUUAAUGUUUUAUUAUUACAGGAGAAUCUUUAACGUUGAAACACCUUAUGAUGGAAACAUUACCAACGAUUUUCUCAAAUGACGAAGACUUUCAGUCAACAAGAAUAGUUAUUCAUGGCAUUGAACCACCAUUGGAAACUCCAUUACAAUGGCUGAGUGAACAUUUUAGUUACCCCGAUAAUUUCUUGCAUCUUGUUCUCAUUAACAAGGAGGCAGAAAUGUGAAGUUUGGAAAUUGUGUGAAUCGAUGCAAAUAGACACUUUCUGAAUUUGCUUGGGGGCACCGAAGCAAUUUUUUGAACUCGAUACUUUGAACUAUAACAUGUAGCUGAAGAAUUAGAGUAUGCAUAUUAAAGUAUGCAACUCUUCAAUCAUCUCUUGAAUAUGCAAAAAGUUGCUAAAAAAACAACCAGUUUCUCCAUGGUUGGUCCACUGUAAAUUGGAAAGUAUAUUUCCUUGCCAGUUGGGUGUGCUUUUGAGUAAAUCCAUUUACCAAGUCAAUUAAAAGACAAAAUUGAAUAAAAUUCACAAUCGAAUAGGGUUAGGAGUAGGGUUAGGGUACUAAGUCAUUGAACUACAAAGACCGCUAAACAGUACUCGGACAUUUGACUAGGGCUCAGAUUUGACUCGGAUUCGGAUUUGACUCGGUUAACCGAAAAGAUAGAAUAAAAGUUAUUCCGAAUAAAUAGAGGAUAUUACACGGCGGCGCGAAGAUAUGACUUUUUAUCUUCGAGUGGUGAAAACAAUAUUUUAUGAACGAGCGUAGCGAGUAAAAUAUUGUUUUUAACACGAGAAGAUAAAAGUCAUAUCUUCAAGCCACCGUGUAAUGUUCUGUUUAUUAUACAGUCCCAAGCAAAAAAUUGUAUAAAUACUAAAAGUCACGUGAUCGAUAUCUUCACUAGUGAAGAUAUGGAAAAUAUCUCACUGUGUAUUUUUCAGUAUCUCACUCUCUACUAUAUAAUAAAACGACAUAUCUUGCAAAACACUGCUGAAGAUUAAUUUGAUUCGAAAUAUACAGUUUUUAUAAAUUGUGUUAUUAUUAUGCACUCCAUAUUAAUUGCUUACGGUUGUAGUAUAACGACAUAUCCGUUGCAAAACACUGAAUCAGAUUUGAUUCGAAAUAUACAAUUUUUAUAAAGUGUGUGUUGUUAUUAUGCACUCCUUAUUCGGAAAAACUUUUAUUCUAUAUUUACUGAAAUUAUUAACCGACAAACUCGUGUGCUUUUCUUUAUGUUGCCUUACACAGCAGCCAAAAUAUGCUGGUACAAAAAUGAACUAACGUGCAAUUCUAUUGUGGCUAUAAGUGAAACACAAAUAUCAAAUAUUUAUUGCUUUAUUUUGCUCACAUGAUGAAGUACAUUGAUCUAGUCCUAGGACUGGAUCAAAAUUAAUUCAGUCCUUGGACUGGAUCAAAGUGAAUUAAAUAGUGAUUUAUUCUUAGGAGAUGUCAUUUCAAAUCCUCCGGCAAUUCGGACUGGACUAGAUUUCAAGUCUUCGCAUUUUGAUCCAGUCCUCUGCUUCCCUCGGACUUGAUCAAAUUGUGCGGACUUGAAAUCUAGUCCAGUCCUCUUAGACGGAUUUGAAAUAUUACAUAAUGAUUGAACAGUUCAAUACUUUGAUACGCAUAUCCUAAUUUUUUCCAUUCUCAGCUACGUGUUAUAAUAGUUCAACUGCAAUUUGGAUCCAGCGUAGAGCGCGUCAUUUGGAUACAUUUUAGAAUUUGGACUUACUCCCCCCCCCCCCACCGGCCCCCCUCCACAAAAUACGGGAGUAGUCUUGCUCCAUGGCUGCUUAACCUUUGCAGCCAUGAAACGCCAUCGUGCAGCAGAUGGUUGUCAACCUACAGUUAUAAGGGUGAGAAAAGACUGUCAGUUCUUUUCAAUUUCACGAAGCUGAUGAAGUGAUAUUUCAUUUUAUUUUAUUUUAAGGCGUAUAAAUACAAUAGAUAAAGAUGUAGUUUAUUUUAUUGUCAAUUUGUUUUUAUUUUGAUCAGCGUCUGCAGCCACGUAACGCUUUAUUGAAAUCCAUCAAUUGAAUAUUUUGAAUAAUGUUUUAUAUAAAAUGAAAGGAAAUUAAAUGAUGCG
Paramuricea clavata is the source of this 8102-nucleotide messenger RNA. Lineage: Eukaryota; Metazoa; Cnidaria; Anthozoa; Malacalcyonacea; Plexauridae. The record is from the annotation of a GenBank genome assembly.